AUUUUAUUCAGCCUCCUUUUUUAUCUUUCUCUCCUCGAUCAACAUGGCCAGAAUUACAAAAAGUCCCAAAAACUUUGAAUCAACAGCAAUGGACACCAGUCCUUCAAAUCAGACCGCAGCCGCAUUCAUCUCUCAAUCCCUUGAUGCUUCUCUUGAUGAAUCAAGUGCUGAUGAAUUAGGUCCAGAAACUAAUGAAGAACAAGCUGGCUUAAAUUCUACAACAAUCACACCAAAAAAGCGUGGCAGACCAUCACUUGCUUCAAGAUCAAUAGCUCUACGUAAUACUCCUCCAUCGGAGAACGAUAUCAUCGUAAAAGAACGUGAUGGUCAUAGACUCAAAUUAGUCUUGUACAAUCAAUUUCGAUGUGGAAAAUGCAUCACUUCCGGUCAAGAGUGUAUUGUGGAAAUUGGACGAAAAGGAUCGCAUGUUGUUCGAUGUGAGCUUUGCAUAGCAAGAAAUCAAAGUGUAACACAUUGUACACUUCCACUUCAAACUUUGUUGGAUUUAGAUGAACAAAAUCCGCAUUUACGGUAUACCAUUCAAAAAAUGGAAAAUCAAGUUAAAAAGAAUGGUUUGCAAUCUUUCACCGCCAGAAAAGAAGAUCCAACAAAUGCUCCUGGUGCUGCUGCUGAUACCUCUAUAAGCGCAGUUUCUGGCCCAAUCUCUGAAAAUCGUUUACGCGAAGCAAGAGCAAGAUUGAACAGUUUGAGAAAAGCUUGCGAAGUGAACGGAGAUAAGUUCAUCGCAAGUCAAUUGGAGGAUAUCAUCUCAGAAUGUCUCUCUGGAGAAGCCUAAAGAGAAGCGAUGCUGCUGUACUAUACCUAUGUCGAUACCAUUCCAAAUAUCAUUCUAGUCGUGCCAUAAUUACCUCUUAUCUACUUUCGAUCAGUCGAAAAUGCAUACAUAAUCGAUGGUCAGAAGGGACUUAUCGUAUUGUCUAUUCAAUCCAAAGUUGCCCUCAUAGCUCCUUCCUUUUGAUUUCCAUCUUGAUGUGCAGAUGCAUUAUAGCG
Meira miltonrushii is the source of this 1011-nucleotide messenger RNA. RefSeq lists its product as uncharacterized. NCBI's taxonomy places the organism in Eukaryota, Fungi, Basidiomycota, Exobasidiomycetes, Exobasidiales, Brachybasidiaceae. The record is from RefSeq and is a predicted model, not a curated record. The transcript has a single exon. The coding region runs from base 44 to 796 and encodes 250 amino acids.